Molecule: messenger RNA, 1316 nt
Organism: Camponotus floridanus (Florida carpenter ant)
Lineage: Eukaryota; Metazoa; Arthropoda; Insecta; Hymenoptera; Formicidae
Product: odorant receptor 9a
Exons: 9
Coding region: 134-1306 (390 amino acids)
Biological process (GO): sensory perception of smell; detection of chemical stimulus involved in sensory perception of smell
Cellular component (GO): plasma membrane
Molecular function (GO): odorant binding; olfactory receptor activity
Source: RefSeq, a predicted model, not a curated record
GGUCUUCUCUACAAUCCUAGAUUCCUUUUUGAAACUAUUCAAAGAAACACGAUAAAUUACGCGAAUAAGCGAUUGAAUAUUCGACGAGAUAUUUAACCCUGUCAGAUAGUAUUUUUCGACUUGAUAAUACAAAAUGUCUUUCUACGACAAUCACUAUUAUUACAUCAAUAAAAUGUUACUAUCUCUCGUCGGCCAAUGGCCGUUUCAAUCUCGAAUGGAGAGUAACGUAAUGCUUGUUAUAACAUUGUUUCUCAGUUGUAGUUUCACGUCCUUGCAGAUUUGGGGUUUGAUAGCUGGAAUAAGGGACUUAAAUAUUAUCAUGGAGACUGCUUCACCAUUAUUUAUAAGCAUUCUCGUUUUGUUGAAGCUAAUUAAUUGUUUAUGUAAUAAGGAUAAAAUGAAACAUCUUUUAAAACGUAUCGAAGAGACCUGGAAAAGGAUACAAAUAGGACCAGAGAAUAAAAUAUUGCAAAAUCAUGCAGAACAAAACAGAACGUUAAUAAUAAAAUAUGCAUCUACAUUAUAUAUCCUGAGUACCCUUUAUUCUACAAUGCCCGUCGUCGUUAAAACACUGCACUCGCUUUUACCUACGAAUGAAACUUACGCGACCAGGUUUCUAUUUCGCUUGGAUCAUGUUCUCGACGUGGACAAGUACUUCAAUCUACUGAUGCUUAAUGGAAUCCUCGGUAUAUUCUUCUUAAUGUCGGUGUGGAUAGCUGCCGAUGGUAUGUUCAUACUUUGCACUCAGCAUGUCUGCGCAUUAUUCGAGGCUGUACAGUACAAUGUGAAGCGCAUACAAGGCUCGGAUUUUGUUAUAGACGAGCCGAAUAUAAUGGACGAUGAAGCGUAUCACGUUAUAAUUAGUUGUAUCAAAUCAUACGAAUAUGCAUUAAAAUUUUCCGAGCUGCUCUCAUCCACCUACGCAACACAUUUCCUUUUUUUGCUAGGAAAUGUAGUUGUAGCCGUAAGCUUCAGCGUAGCUGAGUUGAUAAUGAUGGAUAUUCCGUUGGAUGAAACUGUCAGACUCACCGCUUGUAAUAUCGGAUUACUCUUACAUAUAUUUUAUUUAAGUUUGAUGGCUCAACAAAUAAUCGAUUAUAGCGACAAAUUUCAAGAAGUAAUUUACAGCUGCAACUGGUACAAGAUUUCACAGAGAUCCAAAAAACUAUUGAGGUUUACAUUAUUGCGAGCUUCUAAACCGUGUCAAAUAAAAGCUGGCAAAAUGUUCGUAAUGUCAAUGGAAAAUUUCAGCUCGAUCAUACGAGCCUGCAUGUCUUAUGUCGCGGUGCUCACGUCAUUGCAAUAAUAAUUGUAUA